Clarias gariepinus (North African catfish) is the source of this 4176-nucleotide messenger RNA. RefSeq names its product ankyrin and armadillo repeat containing (gene ankar). The transcript is spliced from 22 exons. The coding region runs from base 16 to 4176 and encodes 1386 amino acids. Gene Ontology annotation, molecular function: protein binding. Lineage: Eukaryota; Metazoa; Chordata; Actinopteri; Siluriformes; Clariidae. The record is from RefSeq and is a predicted model, not a curated record.
UGAGAUAAAUCCUUCAUGAGAAUGGAGUUCAACUUUUUAUCAGCUCAAGCUUUCUUUGAAAAAUUCGACUGGAAAGAAGCGCAGGAGCUGCUCAGUCAGACCUCAUGCAGCUGGUUUUUAAGCGGAGAAGAUGUCCUUCAGCCUGUUGAACCUCCACCUGGGAUGAUUAGACAGAUCCAGGCUGUGUUUCACCCCAACGCCAUCAUCCUGGCCCCCUGUGAUGACUCUGGGGUGUACAUGGACUACAGGGUGGUCCAUCAGAUAGUACGAGAGCUCACGGUGGGAAUAUACUGCUUCAACCAGGUACCGUCCAUCAGCCUGGAGCCCAACCUUGAUCAGAGCUCUGCGUGCCACCUGACCCCAGCCUACACCGACACCAAAGUGGGGCAGAUCCUCGUUAAUAUCGAUUACACCAUGAAGGCCCUGUGGCAUGGAGCGUACAUCUCCAAAGAAAAACGCCCCUGCUUCCUGGAACUGUGGAGGUCCAGCAUGGACACAGAUCCCAGUGGAGUUCCGCAGGCUAAGAAACACAGCCUCGCUGAGCUUCUUACAGCAGGUUUAAUCGACAUCUCCGAUGACCCAUGUUACCGAGGCAUAUACGACGAAGACGAACACAACCGCGACCCAACCUACGAGCCCGACAGCACAGAGGAACAGAAGCUCUUUUCUCAGUACUCAGAGAACAUCCAGUUAAAGAUCACCUCAUACCUCACUUCGGUCCGUCAGCAUGAGAACCUGUUCACCUUUGAAGGCACACACAGCCUGUCCAACGUGGUGAGGAUGACGGAGGACGUCUUGGAGCUGGGCACAUACCAACGGCUGCAGCAGAGGCUCUCUCAGCACACCAAGCUGGUAAAGAAACACCUGGGGUGCAAAGUGGAGCUGGCCCGGGACCUGGCCUACUUGAAGCUCAUCAGCUUCCUUGUGCCCUUCCUCAUCGGCUUGAGGAAGAAGAUGAGGAUUCCAGACCUGUCUCAGAUGCUCCCGCCUAUCUCAAAUGACUUGCUGAAAACUGAGCGAGAGUUGCCACCUCUUCUUCUUGGACCUAAGUUUUCCUGCAAGCACUUUCCCUACAAACCGGACGAGUAUUUCCAUCUUCACGGAGGGAUUGAGUUUGAUGUUGGGACUCCUGAGCUGGAGCACAUCACCAAGGAGAUGGAGGCUGCUUUAAUAACGCUACAGAAUCUAGCAGCGGACCAUUUACACUAUUUUCUCCGGCAAGACCCCACCUACAAGGAGCACUUCCCAAUCCCCCUCAGUGAAAUAAAUAAAAACAGCUACAGUGUGAUCUCUAUUCCCCUGGCAUCCUUCUAUCCCCAACCCAACACCAUGCAGUGGUGGGAAGCCAUGAACAAGGCCAUCAAAACCAUGAGGAAACAGAAACUGCCGCUAACUGACUUUCAGCUUCAUGAGCAGUUUAAGGCUACUUUUGGUUAUGCCAAGGCCAUACAGUGCAAGAGCGUACCGUACGGACUGCGUGCAGCCGCGCAGCGUGGCCUCUCUGCUGCAUUUCACACACUAAGCUGUAGAAACACUCUGAGCCACCUGGGGGCGCUUGAUGAGCGAGGCUACACUAUACUCCACCACGCUGCUAUGUGUAACCAACCGCACAUCAUUUACCAGCUGGCAGCUGCUGGCAUCAACCUUAACCAACCAUGCAUUGGGGGGUUUGUCUGCUCCGGACUCACGCCACUGCACCUGGCUGCUCAGUGCGGAUCUCUCGAGGCCCUCAAUUGCCUUAUUGCUCUGCAAGCCGACUACACACUCACGGACAGGAGAGGCUGGCUGGCUGUGCACUUCUCUGCCUUUUACGGCCAGGUCUCAUGUGUCCGCGCCCUGUGCAGGAAAGAUCCCAGCUUGCUGGAUAUGAACACAUCUGCAGAGUACUGCAGCACUCCCUUUUUACUCUCAGCCAUGUCAGGAUCUUUAGAGGCUCUGGACCACCUGCUGUCGAAGGGGGCAAACUGGAGAGCGACAGACAGCAAGGGCAAUAAUGUGGUUCAGCUGGCAGCUCUUUACUUCCACAUCGACAUUCUCAGGCGUCUUAUUGAGCUGAAUCUGGACGUCCUUCCUGUGUGGAAGAUUCUCAUUGAAAUGUUACGGAGUGAGGAGAACAGGAGGUUGGAAAUGUCCCUCAGAUGCAUGGAAGCUCUCUGUGUGAACGCUGACCCCUUCUGGAAGGACAUCAUGGAUGAAGGUGGGAUCUCAGUCCUAGUGGACAUUUUACUCAACGGGAGACCGCUGUUCCAGCGCGUAGCCGCGGCCGUGCUGUGCCACAUGACCAAGAACGUUCCGGUGUGUGAGGAGCUGGUGCACUUCGGUGCAGUCCAAGUGCUCAUCAAACACCUUAGCAGCCAUCAUCCAGAGCUUCACUCGCGCUGCACCGUUAUACUGACAGACCUGGCUCGUCACAGCGGGAUGUACCAGUCUCAAAUCGCUGAGCUGGGUGGGGUUGCCCCAGUGGUACAGCUGCUGACCUCUGACCUCCAGGAUGUGCUGGUGAACGCAGUAAGGUGUAUCCGGGCGCUGUGUGUGGCUUGUCCCCAAAAUCAGACCACGGUGGCACAAUGUGGAGCCAUCCCACAACUGGUCGAUUUACUCACCGUGAACUCUGAACUACUGCAAGGAGAAGCGUGUCUGGCUCUGGCCGAAGUGGUGCGCGGCCACAGGGAGAAUCAGGAUCUGAUUAGUGGUACAUGUGCCGUGAGCUCUGUGGUGCAGGUCCUGAGCUCGAGAAAGGUCUCAUGCCAGGUGAAAGCCGCCAGAGCCCUCGAAGCCAUAGCGCACCAAAACUGUGCCAUACAGGAACAAUUCCUGAACAAAUCCGCAACCAGACAUCUUUUAUUCCUUCUUAAGGUUUUCGAUCAGGAGGUGAGGGAACAGGGUGCGACGGCUCUCUGGGCCUUGGCAGGACACACGCCGAAGCAGCAGAAGUACAUAGCCGAGCUCAUCAGCUACCGUUUCGUCCUGGAUCUGCUCCUGUCCACGUCGGAUAAAAUGCAAUACGUGGGAUGCCGGGCGGCGAUAGCCCUCAGCCGGGAUUGCCGCAGCCAUCAGAACGGACUGUGUGGGGAGAACUGCGUGCCACCGCUAGUGCGACUUCUACGUGGGUCGCGUACUACGGAGAGAACCCUGCUCACUGCCCUCACUGCACUGGGGCGACUGUGCAUCGGAGUGGCACACACUAAUAACAGAAACAGCCAGAACGUGAUUUAUGAGGAAAAAGCCAUUCAGACGUUUUUAGAGCUUCUCCAAAGUCACAAAUCUCUCCAGGUUAAGAUCCAGACCUCUCAGACUCUGGCUUGCGUCCUACUAGGAAACCAGGACCUUCAAAAGAUCUUCUGGGAUCGAGAAGACUUCUCCUAUGACAUCAUUCUGGAGCUGCUACAAGCUCAAGACAGAAGCAUCUAUCUGGAGGCAGGCCACGCCCUGGCGUUGUUUGCGUACAAUAAUCCGAAGCAGCAAGCAGCUAUUAGGAAAAUGGGCGGAGUUCCUGUGCAAGCGUUCGAGACAUUUUUAGGUUCAGACGAUGAAACGGAAAGGGCCAAGGCCGCGUUUCAGAUAAUUGUGCUGGCUAAAGUGAUUACUGGCUCUGACCAGGUGACAGUCACUGCCAGAGGAGUCACAAUUCUGGUACAAUUACUGCAAUCUGAUCAAAACACUACUGUAGUCAUUACAGCUCAGUUCCUGGCCAGCGUGGCCCACACCAGAGCAGGUAUCCCAGACGGCAUCGUGACUAUGGGGGCGAUAGAGCACCUCUCCGGCCACCUGUACUCCGAGAACGAGGAGGUACGCACGGCGUGCGCAAGCGCCCUCGGAUACCUGAGCUUCAACCGGUUCGCACAUCGCCUCCUACUGGUGGAAUGCAGAAAAAAUCCACAGACGUACAGAGUGCUGAAGGACCAUUUAGUCGAGGAUGCCAAAAUAUGCCGAAGGUUCACGGCUGAGUUCAAAAGACAGAGAAAAUUGGGACUUCCGUCACUCAGUUUUGAGGCAAAAGUGAGCUCAGCUGUCUGUUUGCGGUCUAAUAGAGGUGAAGCUCAGAGGAAGAGCACGUCACACGGCUCAGACAGAGCCCGCUCGGCCCUGGAGCUUCAUCCCAGCACGAGCAGGACGUCUGAUUCCGGAGCCCGACGCGCGGUCCACUCCUCCUGCGCGUCUUAUCCGUGUGUGUAA